ACUCUUCUAAGCGGUUUUCACGUGGAGGGCCAUGGGGGGAUUUAGUCGACGUGUCCUUAGCUCAAUGUAUUCCGGACUGCAUGUGUAAAGUGAAUGGAGGAGCGAUAUUGGCCAUAUGUUUUACACACAUUACAUUCAACAGAAUAAAAGUCAAAACUGGUGCAAUUUUACCCGUGCCUAGAUUACGAAAAUAGAGGAUUUAGUGGAAAAACAAGUGCUCAUAUUAUGUCAAGUGAACGUGGAGAUACCUUGAUGGAGGAAGAGCCGUGCAGAGUGGAUAAGUGGAACGGGACGGCGGUCAAGAACGCCUUGGAUGAUGAUAUCCGGAGGAUAUUCACCAAAGUGUUUGAAUACGAAGAGAACCAUUCUUUGAUCGAUAACCGUCUUGUCCUCUGCAGCGUAGCCUGCAUGUUCGCCAUCGUAGCUCUCAUCUACGACUACCUCAAUCCGUUUCCUGAAUCCAGAACUGUCCUUGCCUUCUGUGUGCUAGCUUAUUUUGCCAUGAUGUCAUUGUUGACCUUGUAUACGACCAUGAUAGAGAAGAAUCACUUUUUGGUGACGAAUCAGAAGGAUCCUGCCGGUAUUGACCCGAGUGAUACCUGGUGUUGUGACUCCUAUAUGAAGAGGUUCGACGACGAGUACAAUCUUGUUCUUCAGUUUGAGGAUGGGAUAUCAAAGGAGAAAAGAGAAAGCAGCAUCACAAAAUCGGUCGGGGCCUGGUUUGAUGAGAGUGGUCUGCUUCUACAUGACCGUUUCCAAAGUGAUGUAUGUAAGCUGCACGAUAGUUUGUUGGCGGAGAAGAAAGACAAGUAGUCCCCCCCCCCCCCACAUUUCAUCUUGUUAGGUGGUAAUACUCAUAGCCAUGGUUUUUAAUUAAUCCUAGGUUAACUUUGACUACAGAUUUAUGGAGUGCUAGUUGCCAACCAAUAAACUUUUAAAGGGAAAUGAAACCUUUGGAACAAGUUGGCUUGUGUGAAAACAGAAAUAUCAAAGAAUAAGAACAAAGAAAGUUUGAGAAAUAUCGGACAAAUGAGAAAGUUAUUAGCAUUUGAAUAUUGCAAUCACUAAUGCUAUGGAAAUUCUCCCACUGGCAAUGCGACAAGGAUAUAUGAUGUUACAUGUGAACAACUUUCCCUUUGAUCGACUCUAAAAAAAACCAAAAUGUCUCUUUUUGCUUUUUCUUAUGGUGAUACAAACUCUUCAUCCAUGAUGUAUUCUUUGAAAAUCUAUAUUACAUGCUCUCCUAUAGAAAGAACACAUGAUCUACUGAUAGAUGUGAUAAAAGAGGCAGUUUAAGUGAAAUAUAUACUAAAGUAAUGGGGAGAGUUGUUCACAAGUAACAUCACGCAUCUUUGUCGCAUUGCCAAUGGGAGCAUCUCCAUAGCAUUAGUGAUCGCAAUAUUCAAAUGCUUAUAACUUUCUCAUUAUUUGUCUGAUUUUUCUAAGACUUUCGUUGAUCUGUUCCUUUGAUUUUUCUAUUUUCACACAAGCUAUCUUGUUCCAAAGGUUUCAUUCUCCUUUAAGUAAAAGUUGUUAUCAGCCUUCAGCAAAAAGCAGUCCCCCAAAAAAAUUGUGUUGUGAAAUGAGACGAAUAUGUUUUAUUCAGAAUGCAAUUACUUGCAAAAGUUUCUUGUACCUUAUCUUUAUCAUGAUUAUUGAAGGAUUAAGUUGAAACCCAGCAUUCCAUAGAAGCAUGGACUAUAUUUCUUGUUUAUUCUUUGGUUGAACCAAGGUUUAAUUAUCAGAAUACCUAUAUUUGCCUUUACUUUAGAGAAUGAGUCAUUCCUGUUUUACAGUCGGCCAUCUUUGGAUUUCAUUGGAAGUGAAAUAUGAUUUGCUGGAUAGUUCUCAUUGGCAUCAUGUUUAUUUCACAUUUUUUCUUCACCAGUAGUAUCAUUAAGUCCAACUAUUUAUUUAGAUGUAAUACUGUACAUCUGAAGCUCUUAGGGGGUGUUGCAAGGAAAUAUUUGCAAUCAAUCACAAAUUUCAGAUGCAGAUUUACAAACGGUACAUCGAUUUUAACUGGAGCAAAUCAAAUUAUAUUUGUUGAUGUAUGAAGCAGACCAUUGAUCAAUUGCAAAUUUGCGAUGAAAUAGAUUAAUUUUAAUUGAUUUGAGGAUGUGAAAUUGACUUGCGAUCAAUUGCAGGUUUCUUGCAACACACCAUUAGAGUGCCUAGUGUGUGUUUCAACCAAUUGCAUUUAUUGUUAUCAAACGUUAUUUCCACAGAAUCAAGAUAAUGUAUUUCAGAUGUAUGAUCUCAACAUAUUGUGUAUUUUAAUGUAAAUGCAGUGUCAGCUGAAGCAUACAGUACGUUGUAAAUCUAUGUGUACGGUAGACUCUACAUAACUUGUACUUCCUGACCAAGGUGCUACAUAAGAACUUGCCCGAUUUCCUGGGGCAAGUAAAAGUUAGAGUCGGGCAAGUGUUUUUAAGUAAAGACCAAAACUACUUGCCCGAAUUGGGCAAGCAAAAUUCACACAGUAGAAAGCUAAAUUCUCACAGUAGAAUGACCAAAAUUAGGGUCGAUAUAUGAUUUUGACCCUAAUUUUGGUCAUGGCAGGCAAGAUAAAAUCACUUUGGAAAAAGAAAUGCAAUAACAAGGUAGAUCAGUUCAUGUCAAAAGAGAGAAAAAGGACAAUGGUUUACAAAACCGCAAAACUUUCUUUUGAAGAGGUACAUGUAAAACUGUUUUUUCAAGGAUUUUUUCGGGCAAGUGAAAUAGAUUUUUGGGCAAGUAUAUUCCAACUAUUUGAAAAUUUACUUGCCCGACCGGGCAAGCGCUUCUAAUGAGUUAUGUAGCACCCUGCUGACAUAUAAGAAUCUUUAUUUCAGACCAGAAUAUGCAUUUUUAAAAAAUAACAUUGCCCUUUAAAAGGUCGAAUGAACCAGCAGACUAAAGAGUUCCCACCUCAAGUACAUAUGUGCACAAUGCACAUACAGGUUUUUCAUGUUAAAGGAGAAUGAAACCCUUGAAACCAGCUGAAUCCAUAUCAAAGAGAAAAAUCAAAGAAACAUAUUGUUGAAAGUUUGAGGAAGAUUGAAUGAAUAAUAAGAAAGUUAUGAGCAUUCGAAUAUUGAGAUCACUAGUGCCAUGUAGAUCCUCCCAACGGCAAUGCGACCAAGAUCUGUGAUAUCACACACGUACAACUCCCUCAUUACUUUAGUACUUAUUUCACUUAUAUUCUCACUUUUAUAGAGUCUAUCACAAGGUGAGGUGUUCUCUUUAUGAGAUGACAAGUACAGAGGUUUCACAACAUUAUAUCAUUGAUGAAUCGUUUGUCAUAUGAUUAGAAUGAGCAAAAAGAGAUGUUUUGGGGUAUAUUUUCAGUGUCCAAAUGGGAGAGUUGUACGUGUGUGACAUCACAGAUCUUGGUCGCAUUGCCAAUGGGAGGAUCUCCAUAGCAUUAGUGAUCUCGUCAUUCAAAUGCUCAUAACUCUUUUAUUGCUAGUCCUAUUUUUCUCAAAGUUUUGUUGAUCUUAUUCUUUGAUUUUUCUGCUUUCACAAAAGCUAACUUGCUCCAAGAGUUUCAUUCUCCUUUAAGAUACCAAUUUUACUUGAACUACAAAUACUUGAUGAUUAAUUGAUUUGUUAAACUACUGUUAAAUUACUAUUUCAUUGGAAUGGUUUGAGGAUAUGAAUGUAAUGCAGGAACAAAUUCUGUGUGUAAUUUCCAUGGAUAUGUUCCGGUCGGUUCUGAUAUGGGUUUUAGUUAGCUUCUUUUACUUGAGCCUCCAUUGCUCAGAAUAUGUACAAUUAUACGAGGCAAUUUCCUUUCUAUGUAGUAGGUAAUUCAUAUACUUUGUUUUACUUGUUUUGUCAAAUUGUUCCUUCAUUUGUUUUGUCAAUAAAUUGUUGCUCCAUUCCACAAUUCAA
Messenger RNA from Lytechinus pictus (painted urchin), 3876 nucleotides. RefSeq names its product signal peptidase complex subunit 2-like. Gene Ontology annotation, biological process: protein targeting to ER. The record is from RefSeq and is a predicted model, not a curated record. The transcript is spliced from 5 exons. Bases 226 to 813 code for a protein of 195 amino acids. Gene Ontology annotation, cellular component: membrane; signal peptidase complex. NCBI's taxonomy places the organism in Eukaryota, Metazoa, Echinodermata, Echinoidea, Temnopleuroida, Toxopneustidae.